This is a messenger RNA of Taeniopygia guttata (zebra finch), 3030 nucleotides long. It is a transcript of the gene MAN2B1, whose product is annotated as mannosidase alpha class 2B member 1. Gene Ontology annotation, biological process: mannose metabolic process. The record is from RefSeq and is a predicted model, not a curated record. Gene Ontology annotation, cellular component: lysosome. Lineage: Eukaryota; Metazoa; Chordata; Aves; Passeriformes; Estrildidae. Gene Ontology annotation, molecular function: alpha-mannosidase activity; carbohydrate binding.
UCAUGUGAGGGCGCGGUCACGUGGGCGCGGGUGUCAUGGCGCUGCCCGGGGCGGUGGCGCUGCCGCUGCUGCUGCUGCUCCUGAGCGGGGCCGCGGGCUGCGGGCACCAGUCGUGUUCCCCGACCCGGCCGGACAUGCUGAACGUGCACCUGGUGCCGCACUCGCACGACGACGUGGGCUGGCUCAAGACGGUGGACCAGUACUACUAUGGAGUGCGGAACCGGGACCAGCACGCGGGGGUCCAGUACAUCCUGGACUCGGUGGUGGCCCAGCUGGCCACCAACCCCUCACGGCGCUUCGUCUACGCCGAAGUGGCAUUCCUGGCGCGCUGGUGGCGGCAGCAGGACCAGGCCACGCGCAGGCUGGUCAGGGAGCUGGUGCAGGAGGGCCGGCUGGAGCUAGUGGGGGGAGGCUGGUGCAUGAGCGACGAGGCGGCGGCGCACUACGGGGCGGCCCUGGAGCAGAUGGCCCUGGGCCGGCGCUUCCUGCGCCGCCUCUUCGGGGCCUGCGGCAUGCCACGCGUGGCCUGGCAGAUCGACCCCUUCGGCCACGCCCGCGAGCUGGCCGCCACCUUCGCCCAGAUGGGCUACGAUGGGCUCUUCGUGGGCCGUGUGGACCACCAGGACAAGUGGGUGCGGCUGCAGCGCCGGGAGCUGGAGCUGCUCUGGAGGGGCAGCACGAGCCUGGCCCCCCAUGCCGACAUCUUCACCGGGAUCCUACCCAACGUGUACAACCCCCCCGCGGGGCUGUGCUGGGACCAGCUCUGCACCGACCCCCCUGUGGUGGACGGCGACGGCCCCGAGCGCAACGUGGACACCGUGGUCACCUCCUUCCUGGAGGCGGCGGCCACCCAGGCCCGGCAGUACCGCACCAACCACAUCCUGAUGACCAUGGGCUCCGACUUCCACUAUGAGAAUGCCCACCUAUGGUUCAAGAAUCUGGACAAGCUCAUCGCCCACGCCAACGCCCGGCAAGCCAACGGCAGCCGUGUCCAUGCCCUGUACUCCACCCCCUCCUGUUACCUGUGGGAGCUGCACCGGGCCAACCUCACCUGGCCCCUGAAGACGGACGAUUUCUUCCCCUACUCGGAUGGGCCCCACCAGUUCUGGACCGGCUUCUUCAGCAGCCGCCCGGCCUUCAAGGGCUACGAGCGGCUCAGCAGCGGCUUCCUGCAGAUCUGCAGCCAGCUGGAAGCUCUGGCCGGGCCCUCGGCACGGGACGGUCCCUACGGCCCUGGGGAUAGCUCCGUGCUCCGUGAGGCCGUGGCCGUGGCCCAGCACCACGACGCCGUGGCCGGCACCGAGAGGCAGCACGUGGCCGACGACUACGCCCGGCAGCUGGCCAAGGGCUGGGACAGCUGCCAGGUGCUGGUGGCCAAUGCCCUGUCCAUUCUGGGGGGCACCAAGGAGCCCUUCAUCUUCUGCAACGCCCUCAACAUCAGCGUGUGCCCCCUCAGCGAGACCACCCCUCACUUCACUGUGAUCCUCUACAACCCCCUGGCCUGGGGCGUGACCUGGCCUGUGCGCCUGCCGGUCAGGGCCACCUCCUAUGCCGUGACCGACCCUCAGGGCCAGCCCGUGGCCAGCCAGGUGGUCCCGGUAUCCGGCGUGACCCGGUGGCUGCGGGGCGACACCGGGGGGGCCCCAGGGGAGCUCCUGUUCCAGGCCUGGGCCCCCCCCUUGGGGUUCAGCACCUUUGAGGUGAAGCAGCUGAGCCCGGGGGCCCCCUGGGACCCCCCCAGGUGGCCCUCAGGGGACCCAGAGCCAAAGCUCGAGAACGAGCACCUGCGGAUCCGGUUCGACCCCAUCACGGGGCACCUGCUGGAGAUCCAGAACCUGGCCAAGGGCUUCUCGCUGCCCGUCUUCCAGAGCUUUUACUGGUACAACGCCAGCGCCGGGGACGGGUUGAGCCCCCAGGCCUCGGGCGCUUACAUCUUCCGGCCCAACGCGUCCACACCCAUCCCUGUGGCCAAACGCGCGGCCACGCGCCUGCUCAAGACGGCACUGGUGCAGGAACUGCACCAGAACUUCUCAGCGUGGUGCUCGCAGGUGCUGCGGCUGCGCCCGGGGCAGCCCUACCUGGAGCUGGAGUGGACUGUGGGGCCCAUCCCCGUGGCGGACGGGCUGGGCAAGGAGGUCAUCAGCCGCUUUGAGACCCCGCUGCGCACAGCCGGGCGCUUCUACACGGACUCCAACGGGCGCCAGGUGCUGGAGCGCAGGCGUGACUUCCGCCCCACCUGGAACCUGAGCCAGAGCGAGCCCGUGGCAGGGAAUUACUACCCCGUGAACACCCGGAUCUUCAUCAAGGACGAGAAGGUGCAGCUGACGGUGCUGACGGAUCGCUCCCAGGGCGGCAGCAGCAUCCUGGACGGGUCCCUGGAGCUCAUGGUGCACCGGCGGCUCCUGAAGGAUGACAACCGGGGGCUUGGGGAGCCGCUGGAUGAGCCAGGGGCCGACGGGCGGGGCCUGGUGGUGCGGGGCCGGCACCUGGUGCUGCUGGACACCGCGGCGGCCGCGGCUGACCAGCACCGGCCACGGGCACAGGAGAUGGUGACAUCACCGUCCAUGGUGCUGGCACCCGGCCCGGGGCCUCACCUGCGCUGGUUCUCGGGGCUGCAGCGGGCGCUGCCCCCCAGCCUGCACCUGCUGACAGUGGAGCCGCGCGGCGCCAGGGCCGUCCUGCUGCGCCUCGAGCACCUGUUCGAGCUUGGCGAGAGCCGCAACGGCUCCCGGCCUCUUAGCGUGGACCUGACGACUCUUUUCUCGGCCUUCACCAUCACCUCAGUGCAGGAGAUGGCCCUGGGGGGGGACAUCCCCCUGCACAGCGUGUCCCGCCUGCUCUGGAACACAGCCACAGGCACCCCCAAACCCCGGCCACUGGCCCGGCUGGACCCGCGGCGCGUGACGCUGGAGCCAAUGCAGAUACGCACCUUCCUGGCCUCCGUGCGCUACGAGGGGCUCGGGGAGGGGCUGGGGGGGCCCUGAGCCGCCCCCUGCCCAAAGAAAGUCCAUUAAAACUCCAGCCAAUUUU